Messenger RNA from Xyrauchen texanus (razorback sucker), 2274 nucleotides. Its product is annotated as repressor of RNA polymerase III transcription MAF1 homolog. The record is from RefSeq and is a predicted model, not a curated record. The transcript has 8 exons. Gene Ontology annotation, biological process: negative regulation of transcription by RNA polymerase III. Bases 533 to 1270 code for a protein of 245 amino acids. NCBI's taxonomy places the organism in Eukaryota, Metazoa, Chordata, Actinopteri, Cypriniformes, Catostomidae. Gene Ontology annotation, cellular component: nucleus. Gene Ontology annotation, molecular function: RNA polymerase III core binding.
UAGAAGCGUGCUUUGUACAUUGUUUUCGGAUAUCGAGACAGAUGAUUGGUGUCUCUGAAAUUUUCACGGACAUACAAUUAGAAAUAGGAAAUAAUAUCGUUGUAUUCGCCUGAGGUCGAUCGCAAGUGCUAUUUUAAGCAUCUGCAAAUAAAGUCGCUUUAUUUGAAGUGAAGCUUAUCUUGUUUAUGAGGUACAUUUGUUCUAGAUCAAAUAAGGGGAUGCUGCUGCAGUUGCUGUCUUUUAGCUCGACACAAUCGCUGAGUUUUAUGUUGCGUUUAAUCGAAAUAAGUAGCUUUACGAUAAGAGAAAGCGUUUGCAGAAUAUGUCAGUCUCGACCGAAUCAUUUUCAAAGAUACUGAAUUCAAAUUGUGCAACAUUUUAUUACAGUCCCGCACCGAGCAUAAACUCCAGAGGAUUUGAGCCUGUAUUGUGUUUUAGUAGUUCUCUGUAAACAACGGAGUGGUCUGUUAAGCGGUCUAACGGCUCUAAUAUUUUUCAUUAGCCGUCAAGUGGGUCGCACAACGUAAAAGCCAUGAAGCUUUUGGAAAAUUCCCAAUUUGAAGCAUUAGGCUCCCAGCUGUGUGUUGAAACUGGAGAUGCUCACAUCCUUGGCAGGAUAGAGAGUUACUCAUGUAAGAUGGCUGGUGAUGACAAGCACAUGUUUAAGCAGUUCUGUCAGGAAGGGGAACCGCACAUACUGGAAGCUUUGUCACCCCCUCAGUCCAGCAAUGCUCCAAGCCCUAACCUAUUGGGGAAGAGUGGGGAGGAAGGAGAGAACCCACUAAGUGAUAAAUGUUGCAGGAAGACUUUGUUCUACCUCAUCACCACCCUGAAUGAGUCGUUCCGUCCUGAUUACGACUUUAGUGCUGCCCGUGCCCAUGAAUUUAGCAGAGAGCCCAGUGCUAACUGGGUGGCUGACUCUGUUAACAGCAGCCUUUAUUCUGCUGUGGGGGAGCAGUUCAACACUUUGGGGCCAGAACUGUGGAAUGCCAUUGACCAAGAGAUAACCCUGCAGAGCUGUGACAUCUAUAGCUACAACCCAGACCUAGACUCGGACCCCUUUGGUGAGGAGGGCAGCCUGUGGUCCUUCAACUACUUCUUUUACAACAAGAAACUAAAACGCAUAGUUUUCUUCACUUGCCGCUCAGUCAGUGAUCUCAGUAGUUAUGGUCGUAGUGGCCUUGAUAAUGAGUUAGACAUGGAGCUGGAUGACGAAGAGGAAGUGGAUGGUUUCAUGGAAGACAGGUUUCCCCGAGCUCUGUGUGUCUAAAUCUUCUUUAGGGAUGUCAACCUGAACUUUAGCCAAAGGGCCUCAUUGUGUAUCACCUCCUCACUUUUUUUGUUGAAUUCAUCCAUUGAUUAGGAGGGAAAAAAAACUUUCAAAAGCUUUCUUUGUUGGAUUUUUUUUUUUUUUUUUACGUGCGUUUUAUGUGUGCUUAAUUUUGCUCAGUUCUUUAAGGCCUGAAAAGAAGAAUUUUUAAUUGUUAAAUUUAGAUCAUCCUAAUAUGAUCAAAGACUGGCUGGCAAGAAAUUCAAGAGACCUGCUUGGUUUCAGAAAAGAUCGCUUUCAGCAAUUUCAGUAUACACUGCACUGAUUCUAUCCAUUCACUCUUUUUGUUUGCUGGCUUUUUUUCAUUCUGGUACUGCUGUGCCUGCUAAAAUUGUUUUUAGUAUGAAAUAUCCAUAUAUAGUCUUUCUGUUCAGCAGAAUUUAGAGCAGUGCUCGAUUGUAUGUGUCAUUUUUCUUCACCCUCUUUUUGGCAUGCAAUCGACUCCAUCUUGCUACUUUGGCAUAUUUAAAAUGUAAAUGAAUGAACCAAACAUUGUCAAAGCUAAAGUUUCUUAUAACAUUAUAAAUGUGUUUUUACUGUUGUUUUGAUGUGGGUAGACAAAUUUGAAUUGCAAGUACUUCUUGUUGCCAUUUUAGCAUUUAAAUAGACAUUUAUUAUAUUGAUAACUUUUAAGGAUGACUGUGCAUCUGUGACUUUUUUUUUUUUUUUUUUUUGGGGCGUAAUAAAGGUUUUGUGUAAUUUACAGCACCAGCUGUCAUUUUUAACUUGACAAUGACAUCUAUUUGAUACUUGUAAACUUCCACUCAUGUAAUUCUGUUGACAAUUGUAUUUUAAAGACAGUAUUCCAAAUACUGCAGUAGGACUAACAAUGAAGAUGAUCUUUGCUGCUAGUUGGGAUUGUGUUUUACAUUUAUUUAUCUUUGUUUAGAUUCCUAAACAACACGUUCAGCCACAGGUAGGGGCAAUACAUGAUGGUCAUUAAA